GCCCGUCGCCCCGCUUCGGUUUCCGCUGCUUGCGCCGUACUAGUACUUUACUUGCAGUUCCGGAGGAGUUGGUUCUCGGAUCGAGGGCUGGCGGCGGCGUCCGGCGGGGAGGGGGGGAGAGGGAGGGAGCCAUGCGCACCAAGCACCUCAUCCCGAACCACGCCGCGGGGCUCACCUACGCGGCGCGCGACCACGCCGCCCGCGAGGACUACGGCGGGGGCGACGGAGGCGGCGGCGUCAGCGGCGGCGGCGACCCGUUCGAGGGCUUCCCGGACGCGGUGCUCGGGCUGAUCGCCUCCAAGCUGCCCUUCCGGUCCGCGGUCGCCGCCUCCGCCAUCUCGCGCCGGUGGCGCAGCGCGGCCGCCGCCGCGCCCGCGCUCGACAUCGACUUCGCCGCGGCGUUCCCCGCCGCGCCGCGCCGCAGGGCGGCGUUCGCGGCCGCCGCCACCGCCGCGCUCGCGCCGCCGAUCCCGCACCCGCUCCGCAGCCUCCGGCUCGCGCUCGAGGGCCUCUUCGACCAGGCGUUCGCCGCGGCCGCGGCCGGCCACCUCGCCUCGUGGCUCGCCGCCGCCGCCGCGCGCGGCGUCGAGCGGUUGGAGCUCCGCCUCCCGCGCUCCCGCCUCGCCGUCCUCCCGCCCUCCCUCCUCGCCUGCACCGGCCUCACGUCCCUGACGCUGCGCCUCGACCACUACGCGCUCCCUCUCCCUUCGCUUGCCCCAUUCACCCGCCUGUCCCGCCUCCACCUCGCGUCCGUUUCGCUCACUGGGGACGAUGACUUCUUCGGGGACCUCCUGUCGCACUGCACCGAGCUCCGAUACCUCAUCCUUGAACAAUGCCGCAUUGUUGCGCUCCGCCUUGUCGGUCCGUCGCGGCUGCGCUCGCUCGCGAUCACGGACUGUUUGUGGACGCAGGAGUCGUCUCUCGCCGUCUUAGAGAUGCCAGAGUUGCGCUCUCUCCGUUACUCAGGUGCAAUGGCAACCAGGCACAUUAUCGAUGGCGACGUUUCUUUGGACGAAGUCCUUCUCGCCAUCGAGAAGCCACAGGUGAAGCCCCGGGAGGCUACUCUCAGAGAGCUUCUCACUUUGGUUGGCAACGUACGGAGCCUUUUGCUUUCACCCUGGUGCAUUGAGCAAUUUGCUCGGGCGGAGGACUUGUUGAAGGUGCGGUUAGACAGGGUGAGGCAGUUGUCAUGCAUAAUUGAGAGGAGGGAAGAAGGUGCUUUAUCCAUUGCACCAUUGCUCUCAAAUUGCAGGAAUGUUGAAGAGCUCUGUGUGUCUGUUGUGCCAUCGCAGGGGAAACAGAGACGGUGUGGUGAUGGAGAGUGUCAUGGUGUUCCACGUAGUAAGGGGGUGACAGUGAAGCAUCUCAAGGUUGUUAGGAUGCAGUACAUUGAUGAGAGCAAAAGUGGAUUGGAACUGGUGAAGAUCUUGCUCAAGAAUGCACCAGCAUUGGAGACAAUGAACAUUGUGCCUUCCAUGGAUGGCCUUGAGCAGGCCAAGUUUAGGGGCAGGGUGUUGAAGUUCAGGAAGUCCUCUCAGAAUGCCAGAAUCCAGUUUUGCACAGCUGGAUGAUGCGUAGUCCAUAAGCGAGGCCUAAUGUUGCAAUCCAGGAAGAGGGUAGGCUAGAUGACAGAUAACCCAAGGUCCCAAGCAACCAGCGCCUCAGGUGCUCUCGCAAACUAAAACAUGUACAGGAUGUAGGGAGCCAGUGCAGGUUGGAGUGGCCCAUAGUUCGCAGUAGCCCCUGUAGUUUCCAUGCUCGGAUUCUGGUAAGUGGCCAAACUCUCUGACUGCAUCAUUUCUUCAUUUCGAUGUAUAAACACUGAUGCUGAGUCCAUGAUUUACCUGAAAGAGAAAAAAACUGAACCCUGAGUCAUGACUCAUGAGUCCUGAUAAACAGGAUAGUUGCCAGUUGUCUUGUAGUGUGUGAGUUCUGAUGAAUUGAGCCUGCUAUUCUCAUUCCCAUAUUCCAGGAGUAUUUCAUAGUCAUGUUGCAUGAACUGUCUUGAUGAGCUCCAUGAUACAAAAGGGAAAGCGAUGAUGUUGACGUGACGGACAAUAACGUUGUGCUGUUACGAGUUAAAGCGCCCGGUUGUCUUGUGCUCAAGCUAUGAAAUCAGCCUUUUUCUGUUUUCCUAUUGAAGAAAUAGUGCACGCUAUUGAAUGCUAGGGCAACCAGAAUAUCAUUUUCAGAAGAGAUGAAACAUCGAGGAAAUCGGCCGGCCUUCCCUCUCCUGAAAUGCAAAUGCUCUGCGUGACAAUCUGAAUUUCUUUUCUGAACUGAAUCAAACUGAAUGAAUAUCUGUACUGCCGAUAUUUACCUGCCACCCUUGUUCUUGCUGUUCUGUUCAUGCUUCAAAUUCUGC
Panicum virgatum (switchgrass) is the source of this 2365-nucleotide messenger RNA. Its product is annotated as F-box/LRR-repeat protein At1g06630-like. The record is from RefSeq and is a predicted model, not a curated record. The transcript is spliced from 4 exons. Bases 132 to 1571 code for a protein of 479 amino acids. Lineage: Eukaryota; Viridiplantae; Streptophyta; Magnoliopsida; Poales; Poaceae. Gene Ontology annotation, molecular function: protein binding.